GCGGGAAGGUGUAUCGUCCAUUGCGAAAAGAUUAUAUUUUUAAUUUCGUGAGCUAAAGUGUUUGUACAUAAUGCCGAAUAUCAUAAACGAGGUUAAACUAGACUUUAAGGAUGUGUUACUCAGGCCCAAAAGAAGCACCUUAAAGAGCAGGAGCGAUGUGGAUCUAUUUCGAGAAAUCACAUUCCGCAACUCCGGGCAGACGUACCGGGGAGUCCCCGUGAUGGCGAGCAACAUGGACACUGUUGGCACUUUCGAAAUGGCCAAGGAGUUAUCUAAGCACGGCUUGUUCACGUGUAUACAUAAAUACUACACGACGGAGGACUGGAAGAAAUUCGCAGAGGAGAGUCCCACAUGCUUAGAACAAAUGGCGGCAAGUUCGGGUACUGGCGAAGCAGACUUCGACCGCCUGUCAGAAAUCCUCAACAGUGUUAAAGACCUCAAAUUCAUAUGCCUUGACGUCGCCAACGGAUACUCGCAACACUUCGUGGAGUUCCUGCGACGAGUACGGGCUGCGUUCCCCACACACACAAUCAUUGCCGGCAAUGUAGUUACGGGAGAGAUGGUGGAAGAACUAAUAUUAUCUGGAGCUGAUAUUAUUAAGGUCGGAAUAGGACCGGGAUCAGUCUGUACAACCAGGAUAAAAACUGGUGUAGGUUACCCACAACUGUCUGCUGUUAUAGAGUGUGCAGAUGCGGCGCAUGGACUGAAGGGGCAUAUCAUUUCGGAUGGCGGUUGCGCGUGUCCUGGUGACGUGGCCAAAGCCUUCGGAGCUGGCGCGGACUUCGUGAUGGCGGGCGGUAUGUUCGCUGGGCACGACCAGUGCGGCGGUGAGGUGGUCACUAAGCCGGACGGCAGGAAGGUUAAGCUGUUCUACGGCAUGUCUUCCUCCACUGCUAUGAUGAAGCAUUCGGGAAAAGUUGCGGAUUACAGGUCUGCUGAAGGUAAAACAGUAGAAGUGGCAUACCGAGGAGACGUGGAGGCAACAGUCAAGGAUAUUUUAGGCGGCCUUAGAUCAGCGUGCACCUACGUAGGAGCCGCGAGGUUACGGGAGCUGCCGAGGAGGGCCACCUUCAUCAGGUGUUGUAGGCAGGCUAGCGAUGUGUUCUCGUAAGCUAUAUAUUUUACUUAGGCAUGAAUGAGGUAUAGAAGAAUAUAGUUUGAAUCACACACAAAAGUCAUGUUUCCUUUACGUCACCGACCAGUCUGAAAUUUAUGUACGUCUAAUUCGCAUUAGCACUGACAGUUGGCAAAGACUAGACAGGCGUCUGACGGUUAUCAACUGUCAAUGUCAUAAUCAAAUGUUAAAUUAUUUACUGACGGGUGAAGAGAUGGAGAACUGAACUGUCGUUUAUGAAUGAAGUUUUGGUUUCAUUACACAUAGCUCAUGUCUCUAUUGAGUCAUUUAUCAGUCGAAAGUUCCAUCAGACGCUUUAGGCUUGACCUAACCGAACUAUCUAUUAAUACUCUAUAAUUUUUAACGGAUUGGAGAAUGAUGUGUGUGAAUGAAGUCUUGGCUCAAUCAUUCACAUCAGUCACGCCUGUUUUACAUCACUGAUCAGUCAAAAAUCGUAAGAAGCUCCACUGUUGUGACCUCACGGAUUUACUUUUUGCAUCCUCACGGAUGUUAAUCAAUACUUGCUAAUAUUAUAAAUGCGAAAGUGUGUUUGUUUGUCUAUUUGUCUUUCCUUUACGUCCUAACUAAGGAACCAAUCUACUUGAUUUUUGGGAUAGAGUAAGUUGAAAGGGCGGAGAGUAGAAUAGGAAUAACAUAAGAGUAACAUACUUACUUUUUAUCCCAGGAAAACAAAUAGUACCCACGGGAUUUUUAGAAAACCGUAAUAAACUCUGGUGAAGAAUGCGGGCAACAGCAACUACCCUAUAAUUAUUGACGGACCGCUGACGUGAUCAAGGCGUGACUGACCAGACACGUCACUGGUCAGUCAAAAAUGUAAAACGCGUUAUAGUCCAGUCAGUCAAGACAAUUAAUUCAUUAUAAUUCCAAAAGUUUUCAAAUUUUGAUGUAAGGUCGGGAAUGGUAUUAAAACAAACUAUAAAAUUUUGCAACCUGUUCUGCGGUCCGGAACAUUGUUAAAAAUGCAAUAAAUCAUAAUUUGCUCAGUUCUUGAGACCAAAAUACCAAAAGUUCUGCAUAGUUGGAGUGGUGUUAAAUAUAUUAUUUUACAUGACGUGUCAAAUUUGCAACCAAUUUAAGUGUACGGAACAUUUUUUGUUAUAGGUAUAUUUUUCCGAUAUAUGUGUCAAGUUUGAAAAAGAAUUUUUGGAACGUUUUCAUUCAGUUUAAUAAAAAAAAAACAUUAAUUUUCAAUAAACAAAAAGCGUUCCGUACACUUAGAUUGGUUGCAAAUUUAAUACGUGAUACGAAAUAUUAUAUCGAAAACUUCCCCAAGUUUGCAGAACUUUUCGAAUUUUUUUCACGACCAUACAGCAAAAAUUAAUAAUUUAAUUGCAAUUUUAACAAUGUUCCGGAUUGCGGACAAGGUUGCAAAAUGAGAUUUAUUGUCGUCCCAAUGUACCAUUCACUUGACCGAAGUUUGAAAACUUUUGGAAUUAUAAUUAAAUUUUCGAUUUCGAAUGUCAAUAAUGACUGGACUAUUAGGUUUGACCUGACUGAUGUGUACCAAUAUUAGCUAAUACUCUAUAACUGUUCACUUACCGGUGACGUGACGUAAUGGAGUCUUGAAUUAUGUGUGUAAAUUAAACCUAAGGGCCGAAACAAACCAACUGGCAUUGAAAGUCAACAAUAAGUGUUAAAACUGUUGAUCAUCAUUAUCUCAUGAAAUUAAUAAUCAAUUAAAUCCUAAAUCUUCAGAUGGCAAAUUAAUUCAGUAGUGCUAUCAUUUUCACAAAGAAACGGUGAUAAACUAAU
Molecule: messenger RNA, 2887 nt
Organism: Pararge aegeria (speckled wood butterfly)
Lineage: Eukaryota; Metazoa; Arthropoda; Insecta; Lepidoptera; Nymphalidae
Product: GMP reductase 1-like
Exons: 8
Coding region: 71-1111 (346 amino acids)
Biological process (GO): nucleotide metabolic process
Cellular component (GO): GMP reductase complex
Molecular function (GO): GMP reductase activity
Source: RefSeq, a predicted model, not a curated record